Messenger RNA from Protopolystoma xenopodis, 300 nucleotides. Lineage: Eukaryota; Metazoa; Platyhelminthes; Monogenea; Polystomatidea; Polystomatidae. The record is from the annotation of a GenBank genome assembly.
AUGACCCAGUUUAAAGGUUCACGAGGCGGUGGCAGAACGAAAGCGCGAGUUGAAGGUUGGCUUGUCUCAGUCGUGCCCGCGGAUUUGGCGCCCGAAGUGGGCUUGGAUCGAUCGGGGCCGCUCGAGGUGCGAAAAAAGAGUGAGGGCCGUGGCGAGAAAGAGCGCGCGCUUCAAGACGGUGUGUGCGUGAGCAAGACACUGUGCGACCAGCUGAGGCGUUGGGCCAGAGCGAAAGUCAGCAUCUGGCCUCGGUGCAGUGUGUGCAUGUGGGCCGAAGGCAUGCACAGAAGCGAGGGCUAA